AUGGCGUCCUCUACUGUGACAACUUACAAAGCCUUUGCGUCUGAACGUGCCAUUGGCAACCCAGCCGGAGUUAUCAUCCUUCCCAACCCAAGUGAUGAUGCAGGAUACGACCAAGACGCAGACUUUCCGUAUGAUAUAUUCCCUCCGGCUUCAAAACUUCAGGAGAUCGCUACGAAGCUGAACUACCCCAUGACAGCUUUCGCAGUCCCUCUCAGCCAAUCCAUUGACUCACCUAAUGCCCCUCACUUCGCCGUGCGCUGGCUCAACCCUUCCAACGAAGCACCGCUCUGCGGCCACGCAACCCUUGCUUUGUCUCAGCAUCUAUUCAGCACUUUGACAAACCCUCCACAGACACUGAAGUAUCUGACUAGGCUUCACGGCAUCGUCUCUGCUUCGCUGUAUCAAAGUCCCUUUCAGGAUGCUAAGCUUGUUGGCAUUGAGUUUCCGGAACUCCUCGACCUUCCUGCUCUAUCGCAAUCGGAUAAAAGAUGGGGACAGCUGCGGAAGCUGUUUGAACAGUCGACUGGGUCGCAGUGGGAAGGUCAUAGUGAGCCCGUUGGCGUGUUUGAAGCGGACCAGUAUCUUCUUCUGGAGUAUAGCCCUGAACUUGAUCUUAGAGGUCUGGUUAUCGAUCCAACCAAGCUUGUGAGUUUCUUCCAGGCUUCACUCAACAAAUUCAUCUACAUCUUCCAAAUCUCGACGUCAGUGUCGGAGCAUAUCCAUACCCGUGUGAUCAAUGCGAUUGGCGACCACGUCGCGGAGGAUGUCGCGACGGGUUCCGCUCACCGAGCUAUUAUCCCGCAUGCUUUGUCCAACGCCGAGACCACCGCGCGACUCAAACAGUAUCACCCCGACUUCAGUGGCAACAUUUUAAAAUGCUUGCAGCAGUCUAGGGAGGGCGGCGAGUUGACUGUUGAGUGGUUGCGCGAUGUUAAGGCUUGUUACUUUUGGACCUUCUAA
Molecule: messenger RNA, 960 nt
Organism: Fusarium graminearum PH-1
Lineage: Eukaryota; Fungi; Ascomycota; Sordariomycetes; Hypocreales; Nectriaceae
Exons: 4
Coding region: 1-960 (319 amino acids)
Biological process (GO): biosynthetic process
Cellular component (GO): cytoplasm
Molecular function (GO): isomerase activity
Source: RefSeq, a predicted model, not a curated record